GCGCAACGAGAGGUACGUUCAGUCGUACGGACCCGGUCGGUCGGUCGGUCUGAAACAGUACUCGUUGCUCUGUCAGGUCUUCGAUCGUGAUACUUUUCACUGUUAAUUGUGAAAAUCCAUCUUCGAUAACGGAUGCAAGGAUGAUUCUGUGCCAGAGUUAUUGAUUGUGCAUCGAUAUUACGCGAGGACAGGUAGUCAGAAAUGCGUUGGUUUCGUGGCCACGCCGAGGCACCGAGACUCUUGAGCCUAAGUCCUCUUCAAGUCGAUGAAGACCUUGACGGAGCAUCUUACCACUUCCAUGCAACGUCUCGGUACAGAGACAUGUCCCCGGUGCGAUGGGCUCGCCGGAAGUCGUCAAGUUCCGAGUCGGAGCGGAACUGCUACAACGUGCAGACGUCGCAAGUGACAACGGAACGGACUCCCACGAAGAAAGACAAGAAGAGAAUCCAAGAAGAAAGACGAAGGAUAUGUGAAAAGCGUAAUCCUCUCCUUGAUCGUGUGAAGAAUACAAGACUAAGCUUCUUCAAGGACCGGGAUUCCGACGAUGACGAACAGGAAGAUGAUGAAGAGGAAGAAGAAGACCCUGAGAAGAUGCAGUUUCGUUCCAUGUGUGAAUUGGAUCAGAAUGAUCUAACGAGAAACGAAUUUCGCAGGUCUGUUUGUGAAUCAGAUCUGAAGGACAUCAUCGAAGAAGAAAAGACUCAAGCUAAAAGAAAAAAACGGUCGAAAUCUCAAAGCAGAUUGCCUUAUAGGAAACACCAUGAAGAACGUUUCUCCUUCCUAAACUUCCGACCUUCAUCAGGUCAAAAAGCAGCAUUAUCAAAAGACCGCAUCAUGGAAAUGGAUACAAAUGAAUAUAAUCGUAAAUGGAGGAAGAGUAAAGAGUUCCAGGAUCACCAAACACCUAAAACACCCAUGGACCACGACCCUGAAGUGUCCACAAGUGUGGAGGACCCAGCAUUUAAAGAUGGUUCUCAGUUCGACAGCAUAACACCUUCCAGCUGUCUGGCGGCCAAGUUUAGGGCGAUGCAGGACAGGUACUUGAAGAGUUCCACCAGCAAACUCAUCGCCAAGAUCUACAAAAAGGACGUGAAGGACAGGGAGCGAAGAAGACUGAGGAGUUUUUCAUAUGGGACCUUGCCAGGCCUCGAAGAACUCAGGACGAACCCUUUGUACGAAGAGCAGGACCAGGAUGACAAUGAUUCUGGCAUCCUGGACAAUGAUUCCGCCACCAGCUCCCUGCUGGAUGACAGGUGUAGUAGUAGUGCUUCCGGGUUGUUGACUGGUCUCAACGACUCCUUGAACUCACCUCCUCAGCUACCACCUAGAAAACCUUCCUCCUCCAUCGUGGACGUGGAGAGGACAGCCAGGCUCUUCUCCAGUCUGGAUAUGUACUGCAGCAGGAACGAAGGAAGGGGCUGCAAGAGGGACGUGUCCAGGAUAAGUUCUCUGGAGGAUUCUUCGAGUCAGAUUUGCCAGGCUGCGAACAGUGAGCUGAUUGGUCGGGAAGACUCCAAGUCCCCCGACAGAAAGUCUCCUGACUCGAUGGCAUCAGAGGGUUCCCGGCUCGCUGUAGUCAGGAGCAGGUCCUACGCCACGGAAACAAUAGUGGUGAAGCUACCUAGGGGAAAUUCUGAUCAGUGUCUAGGAAUUUUUAUCGCGAAAACUGCCGAAUCGAGUCCUGGGUACCUGGUGGCCCACGUGGUUCCAAAUGGCCUGGCAGAUAAGGAGGGUACCUUGAGGAUAGGAGAUGAGAUCCUGAUAGUAAAUGGCAAAAGGCUGCGAGGACUCAGCAUGGUGGAGGCCAGGAGGAUCCUCGGAAGUGGCAGUGGGCCUGGGGACGUUGACAUAGUGGUCUCCAGAUACACUGCUAUCGAUCAAUCCCCGAAGAAGCUGACAGAGAGCAGCGUGGAUUAUGAAAACGUUCAUAUGGAAAAUGGACAUGGUACUAUUGUGGAAAAUUCACCGAGGUCACGCUUCAGGAAGCGCCAAAGUAAACAUCUUCGUGAUAAGAAGGAGUGCAAUAGGUCCAGCUCCACAGAGAAGACUUUUGUGAGCGUUGAUAAUAGUGGAUCGCAAAGUGUUUCGAAUUUCUGCACGUUACCGAGGAGGCCGAGAAGCACCGUCUCCACAUUCAUGACGGUGGUGUUCCAAAAGGGUCCUGGCCGGAAGUCCUUGGGUUUCACCAUCGUGGGGGGAAGCGAUAGUCCUAAAGGAAGCAUCGGUAUCUUUAUAAAAUCGGUAUUGCCAGGAGGGCAAGCCGCUGAAGAUGGCCGUUUGCGUGCUGGUGACGAGAUUUUGGCAGUGAAUGGCCACGUUUGCCACGACUUGACCCACAGAAAAGCUGUCCAGCUUUUCCGGAAUAUUAAGACCGGACCUGUUGCCUUGCACCUUUGUAGACGGGUUAAGAACAAGGAAUUACAGACAACGAAGGCCAAGUCGUGCGCAGACCUAUUGCUCGUUGACGCCUGAAGAAAUGUAUAAAAAAAAA
Osmia lignaria (orchard mason bee) is the source of this 2491-nucleotide messenger RNA. RefSeq lists its product as uncharacterized. NCBI's taxonomy places the organism in Eukaryota, Metazoa, Arthropoda, Insecta, Hymenoptera, Megachilidae. The record is from RefSeq and is a predicted model, not a curated record. Gene Ontology annotation, molecular function: protein binding.